Molecule: messenger RNA, 646 nt
Organism: Macadamia integrifolia
Lineage: Eukaryota; Viridiplantae; Streptophyta; Magnoliopsida; Proteales; Proteaceae
Product: basic blue protein-like
Exons: 2
Coding region: 116-505 (129 amino acids)
Cellular component (GO): plasma membrane
Molecular function (GO): electron transfer activity
Source: RefSeq, a predicted model, not a curated record
UACCCAAAAUUUUUAUAUUAGGCAAUCAAUUCUAUAAUAUUUUCUUCAACUUAGAGUCCCAAGGCUCCCAACAAAGACAAUAGUUUUCCAUCUCCUUUCCCAGUUAAGUGGUACAAUGGCUCUCCAUGGACGAGUCAAUCCUAACCAAGCUGUAGUAACCACAAUGGCUUUUCUAUUUUGCAUCCAUAUCUCAAUCAACAUUGCAUGUGCUGCUACCUACACUGUUGGUGAUAGUUCAGGAUGGGAUUUCAAUGUUAGGGACUGGCCUACUGGGAAGACAUUCACUGCGGGUGACAUACUUGUCUUCAACUAUAAUCCGUCAGUGCAUAAUGUGGUGAACGUAGACAUCCAUGGCUACAAUGAUUGUGAAGUUUCCCCACAAGGUUCUAAGAUCUUCACCAGUGGACAUGAUUCGAUUGCAGUGAUAGCAGGACAUAACUAUUUCAUCAGUAGUUUCCCGGGGCAGUGCAAUAAGGGAAUGAAGAUUGACAUCAAUGCAAAAUGAACGAGUUGAAGAAAACUUUGCAUGUUUUAUAUGGUUGAUUACCAUAUUUAACUUGUGGUUUGAUGAUCAAAUUGGAUUUUCUGUCAUCUAGACCAUGGAUAUUGGAAUUGAAUAAAGGAAAUAUACAAUUUUAUGUGAUCA